AUGUCUGAUGAAAUAGAUUUUACCAAAACAAUUAAAACCGAACCAUUCGAUGAUUAUCCUCAAGUGAAACAGGAAUUUGAUGAUUGUGAAAAUACAUCAGAUUUGUAUAUGGAUGAUGAUAUAUGUCUGCAGCAAUUUUUAAAAUCCGAGGUUACAAUUGACGAGGAAAUAAAACAAGAGACGAUUGAUGACCAACAUGAUGUGACUAGUACAAACAAAAUAGUUUUAGAUGAAAAUUCUUCUAUAUGUAACGACGAGAUCAGUGAAUCAAGUAAUUCAGUGGAUAACACGAACAAAUCAUUUGAAGAAGUUUCAGGAAAGCGUAAGACAACUAGUAAGUUGAAAUAUAAAUGUAAAUCAUGUAGUAAAACAUUUGUAGCAAAACAAGACUUACAACGACAUGAAAAGAUCCAUAAUAUAGAACUUUCUUAUGAGUGCAAAUUUGCUAUAAAACAUUUUCACAGAUAA
Messenger RNA from Ctenocephalides felis (cat flea), 468 nucleotides. Its product is annotated as zinc finger protein 34-like. Lineage: Eukaryota; Metazoa; Arthropoda; Insecta; Siphonaptera; Pulicidae. The record is from RefSeq and is a predicted model, not a curated record. The coding region runs from base 1 to 468 and encodes 155 amino acids. The transcript has a single exon.